Molecule: messenger RNA, 1342 nt
Organism: Carlito syrichta (Philippine tarsier)
Lineage: Eukaryota; Metazoa; Chordata; Mammalia; Primates; Tarsiidae
Gene: GEMIN2
Product: gem nuclear organelle associated protein 2
Exons: 10
Coding region: 36-878 (280 amino acids)
Biological process (GO): spliceosomal complex assembly; spliceosomal snRNP assembly
Cellular component (GO): spliceosomal complex; SMN complex; nucleus
Source: RefSeq, a predicted model, not a curated record
GUGCGCUUGCGCUGUGACCUGGGUUAGUAACGCGCAUGCGUCUGGUGGGACGGGCCGGCUUGAAAGCCAUGGCGUGGGUACCCGCGGAGUCCGUCGUGGAAGAGUUGAUGCCCCGGCUGUUGCCAGUGGAGCCUUGCGACUUGACGGAAGGCUUCGAUCCUUCGGUACCCCCGAGGACGCCUCAGGAAUACCUGAGGCGGGUCCAGAUCGAAGCAGCUCAAUGUCCAGAUGUUGUGGUAGCUCAGAUUGACCCAAAGAAGUUGAAAAGGAAGCAAAGUGUGAAUGUUUCUCUUUCAGGAUGCCAGCCUGCCCCUGAAGGUUAUUCCCCUACACUUCAGUGGCAACAGCAACAAGUAGCACAGUUUUCAACUGUUCGACAGAGUGUGAACAAACAUAGAAGUCACUGGAAAUCACAACAGUUGGAUAGUAAUGUGGCCAUGCCAAAAUCUGAAGAUGAAGAAGGCUGGAAAAAAUUUUGUCUGGGUGAAAGGUUUUAUGCUGAAGGGGCUGUUGGACCAGCUACUAAUGAAAAUCCUGGAAUUGAUUAUGUACAAAUUGGUUUUCCUCCCUUGCUUAGUAUUGUUAGCAGAAUGAAUCAGGCAACAGUAACCAGCGUCUUGGAAUAUCUGAGUAAUUGGUUUGGAGAAAGAGACUUUACUCCAGAAUUGGGAAGAUGGCUUUAUGCUUUGUUGGCUUGUCUUGAAAAACCUUUAUUACCUGAGGCUCAUUCUCUGAUUCGGCAGCUUGCAAGGAGGUGUUCUGAAGUGAGGCUCUUAGUGGAUAACAAAGAUGAUGAAAGAAUUCCUGCUUUGAAUUUAUUAAUUUGCUUGGUUAGCAGGUAUUUUGACCAGCGUGAUUUAGCUGAUGAGCCAUCUUGACGUAGCUGAUCUCUGAGGGAUAGAAGAUAUUCCUGAUGAGGGCAGCCUAAGUCUGAGGAAGUGCAAUGCCAAUGCAAGUGCAUAUUGCCUCACAUCUUCAACAUUAUUUGAAGCGUUGUCAUCUUAACCUGUGUGACUCAAGUUGUUCCUCAGAAUAUAGACUAUCGAUUUGAAUGUCUGAAAUGUCUAUGGAAAAUUGCACCUAGUUUUUGAUAAACAGUUUUCUGCAGUCACAUGAGUUUAAAACAAGUGCCAUUUAUUGGUGACGCAGCCUACAUAGAAACUGUAUGGUGAAAUUUUACAGAGGUCCUUGGUGCUGUUUUAUUGCUUAUUUACGUAUAUAUAUGUAUACAAUUUUGUUGCACAUAUGUUUGUUUACUAAAAUUUUAUUUGACUCCUGAACAAAAGACAAUGGAUGUCCUCAAUACUAAAAGAUUUUUGAUUAAAUGUCAGUUGUGUUCAUA